Messenger RNA from Kuraishia capsulata CBS 1993, 864 nucleotides. RefSeq lists its product as uncharacterized. The transcript has a single exon. The coding region runs from base 1 to 864 and encodes 287 amino acids. The record is from RefSeq and is a predicted model, not a curated record. Lineage: Eukaryota; Fungi; Ascomycota; Pichiomycetes; Pichiales; Pichiaceae. Gene Ontology annotation, molecular function: catalytic activity.
AUGGCCCAAUAUCAGCCCCGAGCAAAGAGGAUACGUCCUCCUGCUCAAGUAUCUCAACAAGAGAUGGAUUACGCUAAGCAAAUCAGUGAAAAAUAUAUUGCCCCAAUCUUCACGGGGAAGGAGGACUUUGAGAUCUUUUCAUCACUGCGGUUCGACUCCAAGAUGUAUAAUGGGCCCGUUUCUGAUCUGGAGACAAUUGCGAGUUCCGGAAACAGUCUUCCGAAAGAGUGUUUCUUCUUGGUCGACCACCACUAUGCGCGGUUGAAGCUUUCGCUCGAGUAUUUCAACUGGGGGUUCGACCUCUCGCAGGAAGUUUUGCUUCAAAAGCUUUCGGCGGCUGUCUCGCCGUUGGAUCUGAAAAAUGCAUACAAGUUGCGAAUUUUGAUCUCUCCUGUGGGAUCUGUAAAGAUUGAGACAUAUCCUGUGGCUCCAGUGGAUGACUUAUGGGAUGGUCUACUUCCAGAUGAGGAUUACAAGUCUCCAGUCUACGAUAUCUAUCUUGACCCGGAACCAGUCGUGGUAUCUCCAUUUACUUCGCUCAAGACCACUAAGAGAGAUCACUAUACAAGUGCCAGGGAAAGAUGCCUUCCGGGAAAGACCCCAUUCGAGGAUGUGUUUUUGCACAAUACAGCUGGUCAGAUGACCGAGUCGUCGUUUUGCAAUUGCGCAUUCUGGGUAGAUGGAAACUGGCAGACGCCGCCGUUGUCUAGUGGGACACUCAUUGGAACCGUCAGAAGACAAUUGCUUCAAUCCAAAGACCUGGUGGAAAAUCACGUUCUUUAUAAGGAUGUGAAGCCUGGUCAGAAGGUGUUGAUCAUGAACGCUGUCAUUGGUGUGAAGAAAGGUGUUGUGAGGGCAGCUUGA